AUGUUUCUACUGUUACCCGGAUGUGUGUCUCUCCCUAACCCAACCUUACUUACUGUCUUUCCCUUCCACUCUUUCCUCCCCCUCCUCCAACUUUUGAUUUUCAUUUUCUUCCUCAUCACUUCACACGGUGCGAACAUACCCACUUCUCCUUUGUCUUUCUCUUCCCUCUAUUCCUUCCCCCAUAAUCAGUCUUCCGUUACCCGCACAAUACAUAACCCCAAACUUUCCUUUCCUGCUCCCUCUUACCUACCCACCACCCACUCCAAACUUCAUCUCAAACCUCACUGUCACCUUCCCUCUUACCCGGACACACCUUCCUAUCACGUGCCUCCUCUCUCCUCUCUUUUUCAUUUUCUUCAUCAUCACUUUACACGGCACGAACCUACGCUCUUCUCCCCAUAG
Messenger RNA from Kluyveromyces marxianus DMKU3-1042, 402 nucleotides. RefSeq lists its product as uncharacterized. The transcript has a single exon. Lineage: Eukaryota; Fungi; Ascomycota; Saccharomycetes; Saccharomycetales; Saccharomycetaceae. Bases 1 to 402 code for a protein of 133 amino acids. The record is from RefSeq and is a predicted model, not a curated record.